Aspergillus uvarum CBS 121591 is the source of this 1731-nucleotide messenger RNA. RefSeq lists its product as uncharacterized. Bases 1 to 1731 code for a protein of 576 amino acids. The record is from RefSeq and is a predicted model, not a curated record. The transcript has a single exon. Lineage: Eukaryota; Fungi; Ascomycota; Eurotiomycetes; Eurotiales; Aspergillaceae.
AUGGCCAAUGCACCCACUCACCCAGACACCCGCGAGAGCGGAAACUCCCUCCCAAUGUUUCUCUCAGAGCCAGAAUAUACGGCUGAGGAGAGGGCGCUGCUGGAUGAGCCAUUCCCCCCAAACUGGGCAAAUAUCAGUACCGUAUACUUCCGCAACUGCGAGCUGUGUUCUGCCUACCACCCGCCAACAGGCCCAAGCAGGCUCAUCUACCGCUGUGCAAGACCUGCAUGUCGGGCCCUCUACCAUCUAGAAUGUCUCGAGGAGAUUCUCACUAAGUUUACUGAGCAGGGUAGCCUCCUCGUGCCCAUGGAAUGUCUUCGCUGCGGCACCGGCUGGGAUCUUGACUCUGACUUUGAGGAGCCGGAGCAUCGCCGCAAGCUCUGGUGCCUUGGUGAGUUACGGCGAAAGACUAUACAGCAGCUGCGGCAGGGGCGGCUUCAAGAGAAGCGGCUUCAGCAGGAGCUGCUUGACCAGAAACAGCUUCAGCAGCAGACGCGGAAUCAUUCUCAGAUACAGCAGCAAUACUGUCAAUCCCAGCCCCGACAGCAGAUACAAGUGCUUCCUCAGCAGUGUCAGCCUCCUCCACCCCCGGAGCAGAAUAAUCAGCAAAUGCAGCACCAACAGCAGGUGCAGGUGCAUUCCCUGCAGUGUCGGCCUCCUCAGCCCCGGCAGCAGGAGCAGCACUGUCAGCCUCAGCUUAAGCAGCAGAUGCAAGUGUCUGCUCAGCCCCAGCAGCAGCCUCCUCAGCAGCAGCAGAAGGUACAGGUACAGGUAAAGCCUCUGCAAGUUCGACCUCCUCAGCACCAGGGGCAGAACCAGCAGCAACUACAGGCAUAUCAUCUGCGGGGUCAGCUUCCUCAGCACCAGCAGCAACAGAUACAGCUGCAUCCUCAGCAGUAUUCCCAGGCACCACAAAAUUACCAGCAGCUUCACCAGCAGCAACCUCAGCCCCUGCUCCAGUACCAGAGCCUGCGGCAGAUGCAACCUCAGCAUCAGCUACAGAACCAGCAAAAGCUAUAUAAAGCUCAGUGCCAGCAGCUGCAGAUGCAAUAUGAACUUUCAAUGCUGCUACAGCAUCAACGGCAGGUGCAGCAUCCAAUUCAGAUGCCACAGCAGCUUCAGAUACACCAGCACCCACAAAUACAGCAGCAGCAGGUACAACAUCAUCCUCAGAUGCUGCAACAGCAUCAGCGGCCGGCACAGCAUUCAAUUCAGAUGCAACACCCUCCCCAGAUGCAGCAGCAGUGUCCCCAGCAGGCGCAGCAGCCGCUUCAAAGACAACAUAAUCCUCAGCUACACCAGCAGCUGCACCCGCUGCAUCAGCAACAACCCCCUACCAAGCGCAAGCCCCAUCGCACUGCACCGAAAAUGGCGCCAUCAGCGAAGAAACCCCGUAGGAACAGGCCUGAUCCCCCGCGUGGUCAAACGAUCAUACCAAUGAGCUUCGCUGUAAUAGGAGACCGCAUCCAUUGCACCUUUGUAGAAGACGGGAUGCCAUGUCACCUGCAUUACGGGAGCGACGAUAGUCUGCGGCGGCAUCACCGCAACAUCCACGAUGACAGUCUUCCUUGCCCUCACUGCCACAGUGGGUGGUCUACCGACGCAAGACUAUCUAGACAUCUCGCGGAAGUGCAUGGGGUGACUGCUGUGCGGCGAGUGACACCUAGUCACGGGGCGACUCCUGUGCCUCAGACUCCUUUGCGUAGGAUAGCACCUAAGCAGGGGAGGUAA